AUGUUCGAUCAAAACGGCGAUUCUAUCGCUACGAGCUUGAGAGAUCGGCUGAUAGCUCUUGAUCGAGAGCGACCAUGGUCAGCUGAGGUGUACCAAGGAUUGGGCCAGAUCGUCCAAGAUGUGAUCUUCCUCGUUUCUGUUAUCCGGACGACUUUUCUUGACGAAGCGAUGAUUCACUUGCAGAAAAUUAGUAAGCAAUGCCUUGACAAGAAUUUUGAUCCAGAAAAACAUCUUGAUUAUCUGCGAGACCUCUACGACCUACUUCCGCUGUGGAGCCAAGUACGCAGGCAGCUGGACGGUACCAAAAACUUGGUAGCGCAGUUUGCACGACACGAGAUCUCCAGCUUCAUUUCAGGGGAGCGAGAUGACCGAUAUUUCAUCAAGAGGCUUUCGGUUGUUGAUGACCAGCUUCGCCGCUGCGAUGAUGCAGCUGACAAGACCAAAAACCUCAUCAACCUCAUCAUGAAUAUUGCAUCGUUGCAAGAAUCGAAAGCGGCGGUCCGAGAAAGCCAGUCGGCAAAUGCGUUUGCUGAAAGCAUUCAGCGCAUUACAGUAUUGACAUUUAUCUACCUUCCUCUGACGCUUGCAUCCAGUAUAUUAGGUAUGAAUGUCGCGCAAAUCACCGGCGAAGGAACACACAGCCAGCUCUGGCUUUACUUCGUCAUGGCUGCCGCGCUCAUGGCUGCGACCUUCGGAGGCUGGUACGUGUCCAGCAUCAAGUUCAAGGACGGUAGAGGGCUACGAGAUGUCUUUCGCAAGACGAAGAGAACUGAAAAGCAUGUCGAUCCCGAGGCACACCGCGUUAAAACUUGGUCGUCUCCCCAGUAA
This is a messenger RNA of Didymella exigua CBS 183.55, 828 nucleotides long. RefSeq lists its product as uncharacterized. The record is from RefSeq and is a predicted model, not a curated record. Gene Ontology annotation, cellular component: membrane. The transcript has 3 exons. Gene Ontology annotation, biological process: metal ion transport; transmembrane transport. Bases 1 to 828 code for a protein of 275 amino acids. Gene Ontology annotation, molecular function: metal ion transmembrane transporter activity. NCBI's taxonomy places the organism in Eukaryota, Fungi, Ascomycota, Dothideomycetes, Pleosporales, Didymellaceae.